AUGCCAACAGCGGCCAGACCGAUUGGCAGAAAUCCCAAGAUCAGCGAGGCGAUUGAGACUCUCCGUGAACUCUUCUUCCAACACCCCACACUCACAAUAAGGUGCGACAGCCACCACACCCUCCCAGGCUCCCAUCUUGAAGUUCUUCUCAUUUUCAGACAUCAAUAUAAGGUCCGCCGUACUCUCAGCAGUCAAUGCCCUGAUGGUUGGUGA
Molecule: messenger RNA, 213 nt
Organism: Podospora pseudocomata
Lineage: Eukaryota; Fungi; Ascomycota; Sordariomycetes; Sordariales; Podosporaceae
Exons: 2
Coding region: 1-213 (70 amino acids)
Source: RefSeq, a predicted model, not a curated record